Molecule: messenger RNA, 1361 nt
Organism: Eufriesea mexicana
Lineage: Eukaryota; Metazoa; Arthropoda; Insecta; Hymenoptera; Apidae
Gene: ZnT86D
Product: solute carrier family 30 member 7
Exons: 2
Coding region: 217-1281 (354 amino acids)
Biological process (GO): zinc ion import into Golgi lumen; intracellular zinc ion homeostasis
Cellular component (GO): cytoplasmic vesicle; membrane; Golgi apparatus
Molecular function (GO): zinc ion transmembrane transporter activity
Source: RefSeq, a predicted model, not a curated record
GUCAGUCGCUCAGGAGUGGCUGUAGCGUGUAAAGCAUGGCGCUGCACCGUGUGUUUUUGAGUCCUGGUUUUUCACAUCUUUGACCCGUUCGUAAAAUGUAUUCGCGGUAAGAAUACUCUUUGCUGUAAUUUAGUCAAUCACAAACGUCCACUUGUACUUAUUUCUAUGCAAAAAGGAUAAAUUUCAUUACUAAAAACAAGUCUCAUAUUGGGAAAAAUGCUUCCACUUUCGCACAAAGACACAAGGAACUUUGGUAGCAAGAUAACGGAGAAGUUACUGGAAUGGAAACAUUUGAUAUUUUCUGACCCAAAUACCAGGAAUUUAUUUUUAUUUCUUAUGUUGAAUUUAUCUUUUGCCUGCAUUGAAUUAAUGUAUGGAAUAUGGACAAACAGCUUGGGUUUAAUAUCGGAUAGUUUCCAUAUGUUCUUUGAUUGUACUGGUUUAUUAUUUGGCUUGGCUGCAUCGGUUAUUACAAAAUGGAGGGCAAACGAGCGAUACUCUUAUGGCUAUGUCAGAGCAGAAGUUCUGGGUGGAUUUGUUAAUGCUCUGCUCCUAUUUUUUAUUGCUUUGUUCAUUAUGUCAGAAGCUGUGGAAAGAGCCAUAGAACCACCAGAGAUAAAACACGAAAGACUUUUGGUUGUAUCUAUUAUGGGAUUAAUAGUUAAUUUAGUAGGGAUGUAUGUGUUCCAUCAUGGACAUGGACACGGACAUGGACAUGGAAUGGGACAUGGUCAUUCCCAUUCUCAUUCUCAUGGAAGUCAUGGACAUUCUCAUUUGAACCACAGCCACAGUCAUGAUCAUCAUGAUAUCGAGAUCGAUACUUCCUUCAGUGGGACAAAUUCUCAGAUCAUGAAAGGAGUUUUCUUGCAUAUCUUAGCAGACACUCUUGGAUCUGUAGGUGUAAUUAUAUCAGCCGUGCUGAUGCGUUUGUUUGGUUGGUUUAUAGCUGAUCCAAUUUGUUCUAUGUUGAUCUCAGUAUUGAUAGUUUUAAGUGUGCUUUCUUUAAUGAAAGACUCAUGGGAGAUAUUAAUGCAAAGGCAACCAGCUGUAUUGGAUCAUAUUUUACCACAGUGUUAUAACAAGGUGACUCAAUUGGCUGGAGUAUAUAACGUGCAAGAACCACACUUUUGGACUCUUUGUUCGGAUGUAUACGUUGGGUGCUUGAAAUUGGAAGUUGCUAGAACAGUAGAGCCUAAAUACGUUGUAGCACACACUCAAAUGAUUUUCCAAGCUGCCGGAGUAAGGCAUCUAACUGUUCAAUUAGAUUAUGCACCUAUGUGAUCUAUGAAAACUACGCAUGUUAUAAAGUGUUCUUACAAGUGCUCCAAGACUAUGUUUAUUUGUGGAGUUUGUCAAAAGCA